UCCAGACAGCGCUGCGUCUCGCCGGAUUUCAUCUGUGUGCUGCUGUUCACUUUCCACAGACAUGAGGGGCUGAACAUCUCUCAUCAACCGGCAAUGUGACUGGCCUUAAAAAAAACUUUCUGUUCUUUUUGAUCUGGCCAUUUAAACAACGACUUUAAAAGCAUAGAACCUUGUAGUCCCCUGAUAAGGAAUAUAUUUAGAGCUGUUGUUGAUUUACUAAAGAUGUCUAUACUGCCUUUCACGCCACCGAUUGUAAAGAGACUUCUGGGCUGGAAGAAGGGCGAGCAGAACGGACAGGAGGAGAAAUGGUGUGAGAAGGCAGUGAAGAGUCUGGUGAAGAAGUUGAAGAAGACAGGACAGCUGGAGGAGUUGGAGAAGGCCAUCACCACCCAGAAUAUCAACACCAAAUGCAUCACUAUACCGAGGUCUCUGGAUGGCCGUCUGCAGGUAUCGCACAGAAAAGGCCUCCCCCAUGUGAUCUACUGCCGGCUGUGGCGUUGGCCUGACCUGCAGUCCCACCAUGAACUGCGUGCCGUAGACUUGUGCGAGUUUGCUUUCCAUAUGAAGAAGGACGAGGUGUGUGUGAACCCUUACCACUACCAGCGUGUAGAGACACCAGUUUUGCCUCCAGUCCUGGUUCCUCGGCAUGCUGACAUCCCCACAGACUUCCCUCCGCUGGAUGAUUACUCCAUCCCUGAGAACACCAUAUUCCCAGCGGGCAUUGAGCCUCCGAGCAACUAUAUACCGGAGACCCCUCCUCCAGGCUACCUAAGUGAGGAUGGCGAAACUAGUGACCACCAAAUGAACCACAGCAUGGACACUGGUUCCCCAAAUCUUUCACCCAACCCUGUCUCUCCUGCAAACAGCAACCUAGAUCUGCAGCCGGUAACAUAUUGUGAAUCCGCAUUUUGGUGCUCGAUUUCCUACUACGAGCUGAAUCAGCGUGUGGGUGAAACUUUCCACGCCUCGCAACCAUCUCUGACUGUGGACGGCUUUACAGACCCCUCUAAUGCAGAGCGCUUCUGCCUAGGCCUGCUGUCCAACGUCAACCGCAACGCAGCCGUGGAGCUGACGCGCAGACACAUCGGCCGAGGCGUGCGUUUGUAUUACAUCGGCGGUGAGGUGUUUGCUGAGUGUCUGAGUGACAGCGCUAUUUUCGUCCAGAGUCCGAACUGUAACCAGCGGUAUGGCUGGCACCCCGCCACAGUGUGUAAGAUUCCUCCAGGCUGUAAUCUGAAGAUCUUCAAUAAUCAGGAAUUUGCAGCUCUGUUGGCCCAAUCAGUUAAUCAGGGAUUCGAGGCCGUGUACCAGCUCACCCGCAUGUGCACCAUUCGCAUGAGUUUUGUUAAAGGCUGGGGGGCAGAAUACAGGCGGCAGACAGUGACCAGCACCCCCUGCUGGAUAGAGCUGCAUCUCAAUGGCCCCCUGCAAUGGCUGGACAAGGUGCUCACUCAGAUGGGCUCUCCAAACCUCCGCUGCUCCAGCGUGUCAUAGGAUGAACCCUCAGCUCAUUUCAUGUAACCAUAAUCAUCUAAUGACAUCCAGGACCCACCCUCUAUUACUGCUUAAUGCCAAGCAAACAGAGCAAGGACGGGGGAGACAAACACCUGCUGGACUCAGUGUCACUUUAUCAAUUACAGAUCCCAAUGUUUUGCUGUGAGCAAAAAUGGACACGUACAGUUUGAAGCACUUUGAACAAUGACACUCAUGGAACAUGGCUGAUAUUUCCUAAAAUGAGGCAUUUUCCUCAUUGUGAAUUUAAUGUGAUCAUGAAAUUAUGAUUCUGUCAGUUUUUGUUCUGAUCGAGAAAUGUAUCACACAUUUAAUUUGAUCUUAAGGUAUUAGAAUCAUGGGCUCAUAAUAUGAUUGCUCAAAAUCAUAAAUGUCCUCACAGGGGGCCUAGUCGACAUUUCUGGCGACUUAGUGCUGCACCAGACAAGCCUUCAGAGAAGAGUUCUUUGUUUCCACCACCUUCAGUGAAGGGGUCUUGAGUGAACUGUUACAGUAUGUUAGCCUGGGCAGCUUUGUCUAGUUGUUGUGUCUAGUUGUGUUGUGCUCAAGUAAAUUGCACUGCACUGGACAGAUCUUAACGUGAUUGUUGUCUUUUUAAAAUACAACGGUCGACCAGGUUAUACUUCUGACAGGAACUGAGUGUGUAAAAGCUGCUUUGCCUUGAUUAUGAAAAGCACUUGUUUUUACAACCUAAUGACGCGGUAAACAAUAGCUUUGCAAAUUUGUCAAUGACAAAUGCUAGUAGCUAAUAGUGCCAUAUUUCUUGAACUUGAUGGUUACCAUUUGAUUUUUGCUCAGCAAAGACAUUUUUGUAAAAAGUAUUUUUGCAUAAUAAACCGAAUGGAGAUUGCGAAAGUA
Molecule: messenger RNA, 2370 nt
Organism: Megalobrama amblycephala (Wuchang bream)
Lineage: Eukaryota; Metazoa; Chordata; Actinopteri; Cypriniformes; Xenocyprididae
Gene: smad3b
Product: SMAD family member 3b
Exons: 9
Coding region: 223-1494 (423 amino acids)
Biological process (GO): SMAD protein signal transduction; BMP signaling pathway; anatomical structure morphogenesis
Cellular component (GO): heteromeric SMAD protein complex
Molecular function (GO): DNA-binding transcription factor activity, RNA polymerase II-specific; RNA polymerase II cis-regulatory region sequence-specific DNA binding; I-SMAD binding
Source: RefSeq, a predicted model, not a curated record